Messenger RNA from Nezara viridula (southern green stink bug), 249 nucleotides. The record is from the annotation of a GenBank genome assembly. NCBI's taxonomy places the organism in Eukaryota, Metazoa, Arthropoda, Insecta, Hemiptera, Pentatomidae.
AUGUACAAGCUCCUGAUCCUCUCCGCUCUCGUAGCCGUGGCUUUCGCCGCCUCCUACGAAAAACACGAGUCCCACGAACACGCAUACUCGACCCAGAACCAAGUCAACUACGUCAAGCAUUCUGUUCCAGUCGAGAUCAAAGUCAAGUCAGCUCCAGUAGUCCACCAUGUUCCAGUCAUCUCUCAUGUUCCAGUAGUACAUCAUGUUCCAGUGGUACAUCAUGUCGAAGCUCCAGUGUACCAUCACUAA